Molecule: messenger RNA, 450 nt
Organism: Rotaria sp. Silwood2
Lineage: Eukaryota; Metazoa; Rotifera; Eurotatoria; Philodinida; Philodinidae
Source: the annotation of a GenBank genome assembly
AUGGAAGAAUUUAAUGUAAAAAAUUUUCUUUUUUCAUCAUCAGCUACUGUUUAUGGUUCGCCAAAAUAUUUGCCACUUGAUGAAAAACAUCCAUGUACUGGAGAUGCUAUUACAAAUCCAUACGGAAAAAAUUUAAUUGGUGAAGAUCCUAUUGGUAGACCAAAUAAUAUCAUGCCAUAUGUUACUCAAGUAGCUGCUGUUGGUCGAUUACCACAUGUGAAUGUUACGGAUACUGAUUAUGAUACAUCCGAUAGAACAGGUGUACGAGAUUAUAUACAUGUAGUUCAUUUUGCUACUGGUCAUAUUACAUGUAUGAAAAAAUUUAAAGAAAAUUGUGGUCUUCAAAUCUAUAAUCUUGGUAUAGGUAAAGGUUGUUCUAUAUUAGAAAUGAUCAAAAUAUUAGAAAAAGUAUCGGGUAAAACAAUUGCUUAUAAAGAAUGUCCUCGAUGA